Messenger RNA from Mycosarcoma maydis (corn smut), 765 nucleotides. RefSeq lists its product as uncharacterized. NCBI's taxonomy places the organism in Eukaryota, Fungi, Basidiomycota, Ustilaginomycetes, Ustilaginales. Bases 1 to 765 code for a protein of 254 amino acids. Gene Ontology annotation, molecular function: nucleic acid binding; 3'-5' exonuclease activity. Gene Ontology annotation, biological process: nucleobase-containing compound metabolic process. The record is from RefSeq and is a predicted model, not a curated record. The transcript has a single exon.
AUGAUUCGACUUACGGCCCUUCUGGACCUCGAGUACGUCGCACAUCUUCUCUUCUGGUUGAACUUCCACCCAGACGAAUGCAUCUACUUAUCCGCAAAGGGACGUGGCUUCGGCGAGCCAGACGGCGUGGCAAUUCUUCAGAUCAUCUUCCUCAAUCAAAUGUUCAUUCUUGACCCAUACAAGCAUGGCCUACGGCUAUUCCAGAUCGCGUCGACGGAAGAUCCGAUGUACACCCUUCAGCACGUACUUGAAGACCCGCGACGUUUGAAGAUUGGAUUCGAUGUUCGCAGCCUGAGCAACUACUUAUACUCAAGCUUCGGGGUGAAGAUGACGGGAAUCCUGGAUCUUCAAGUGCUCUCGAUUCUGCAACAAAGUGACAUUGAAAGCCCCUUCUUGCCGAGUCUGAGAACAGCCGUUCUCUCAACAAAGUCUGGUCCGGUCCCUAAGGCAAUCCGACAGGCGGUUUGCGAACGCACAAAGAGGUCUAAAGCUUUCGUUGAUCAGAAAGGUGGAGAUUCGACCCCUCUCUACCUACGGCCUCUGCCCAGGAAGGUGAUGCUUUACUGCGCUAACGAUGCCAUCUUGCUGCCAUAUCUCAUGAAGUCCUACCUUUCUCUUGCGCUGCCGGCACAAGAAGAGGCAUUAAAGCUCAGCAAUUCCAGACUCCUGACGUCGAGGCAAAAGGAUUUUGUCCUGAACGCACCGGAAAGGCGUCUUAAAGAUGACGGCAAGUCUCAGACCACGCUUACUGCAAGUGGCCCAUAG